AGGCUGGGCUGGUGCCGAGCCGCUGUGUGGGGCUCUGAUGUGCUCUCUUGGGCGGUGAUUUGCUUCUAUACUCUUUCAAGAGCCUUUUCCAGCUCGGGUGGUUGAAGGAUCGAACUUUUGGCCCCGGUCCCAGUGGAAACCGCCCUCUGGAGGGGCUAAAAGCUCCAUAACCUCAGGGCAAAGCUGCUGAGCACUCAGAGUGAUUUCCAGUCUAUGCAAGUUCUUCUUUAUUCUAGCUAUCAGCAAAUCAGAUACGUGGAAGCAUGUCUGGGAAGCCAGUUCUGCACUAUGUCAGUGUCCGUGGCCGAAUGGAACCAGUGAAGUGGCUACUAGCAGCUGCUGGAGUGGAGUUUGAAGAAAGAUUUAUAGAAACGAAGGAAGAUCUCCAAAAGUUAAGGGCAAGUGGAUCCCUGCUGUUCCAGCAAGUGCCCAUGGUGGAGAUCGAUGGGAUGAAGUUGGUGCAGACCAGAGCCAUCCUCAACUACAUAGCAGGGAAAUACAAUCUCUACGGGAAGGAUCUGAAGGAGAGAGCCCUAAUUGACAUGUAUGUGGAAGGACUGGCAGAUCUGAAUGAGUUAAUCAUGUACCAUGACUUCAAACCUGCUAAUGAAAAGGAGGAAAAUCUUGCAAAUAUUUUGGACAAGGCCGCAAACAGAUACCUACCAGUCUUUGAGAAAGUUUUGAAGGACCACGGACAUGACUUUCUUGUUGGCAACAAGCUGAGCAGAGCAGAUGUGCAUUUACUGGAAACCAUUUUAGUGGUGGAAGAGUUCAAGCCCGAUGCGCUUGCAAAAUUUCCCCUCUUGCAGAGUUUUAAAGCAAGAAUGAGCAAUAUGCCCAACAUCAAGAAAUUCCUGCAGCCUGGCAGCCCAAAGAAACCACCUCUACAGGAAAAAGAAAUACCAAACCUGCUGGCAAUUUUCAGUUGAGCAGCAGCCUAACUGUGCUGUAACUCCACUCCAUUCUCUUUGCGUUUCCUGAGAAGCGAAGUGAAAUGAAUUAAAUUAGUUUAAUUUCACUAGUUUCAUUUCCACAUUGGCAAAUGAAGUUCUUAACUCAGUAGUCUCAAACUUAACAUACUGUCUUAAAUACUUCAUGACUUUUCCAGAAAUAAAGUUGUUAAAAUGCA
Gallus gallus (chicken) is the source of this 1129-nucleotide messenger RNA. Its product is annotated as glutathione S-transferase-like. Lineage: Eukaryota; Metazoa; Chordata; Aves; Galliformes; Phasianidae. The record is from RefSeq and is a predicted model, not a curated record. Gene Ontology annotation, biological process: glutathione metabolic process; xenobiotic metabolic process. Bases 264 to 929 code for a protein of 221 amino acids. The transcript is spliced from 8 exons. Gene Ontology annotation, molecular function: glutathione transferase activity.